AUGUGCUCCGACCUUAUCGCCUCUAUUUCCAGAAGUUUAUCCCUUUUAUCAACUCUUUUGCUAGUUAUAUCAUAUUUGGGAAUUCUAAUUUACAUAUCCCGGCUGUCCAAAAAAUACCACUUAUUUUUCAGAAUUUUCUACAUGUCAAUGAUUUUCACAAGAUCUCUUCCACCGUUGGUCAGAUCAAUUGGAUACUUUAUUGCCUUGUUUUGCGACUAUUCAGUUCCUCCUUUCGUUUUUACUGCACUUCUGUUGGCGAAAUUUUUUUCAAGAGCUGCAGGAUUCUGUUGUAUUUUCGAGAGAACUUUUGCGACGUUUUAUGCAAAAGGAUACGAAAACUCGAAGAGAUACUUUUUUGUGAUAAUUUGCGUCUUAGUUUGUGCAGGUUUCUCUGGAAUAACUUUGGCCGUCGAUGCAGACAGUGACUUUGGGCAGAAAUACAGCUCACUCAGUUAUGGAGUGUUUUGUAUAGUUACAACCACAAUGCUCUUCUUCGUGAACCGAUCUUUAGUGAAAAAGUCGUCUGCUUCCAAGUGCAAUUUGUCAGAGAGGUAUCAAUUAACGGAAAAUAUCAAAGCAUUGCGACUAUUCCUGCCGUUUUCUAUGGCAAUAUCCGGAAACUCUAUGGUUUUGUCUAUGAGCAUGUUAUUAUUCCAUAUAGAUACCGUAUUCAACUUUCCAAUAUGCCAAAAAGUCCCCAGUUAUGCUCCAAUCUUUCUCUGCAUUAUUUUUACUACUACAAUUAUCAACUUGGCUGCUCCUCUCUACGUAUUUUAUCAUAAUCGUAAAACGCGGAUGCUCCAAAAAAUUGGAGUUGCGGAGAUUCGAAACGUGCUCGGCGUGAAUAUUGUGGGUAAUGGGAUGGGCAACGACGAGCAAUAUUUUCAGCACUACAAGACCGCUUGGGCCUGA
Molecule: messenger RNA, 912 nt
Organism: Caenorhabditis elegans
Lineage: Eukaryota; Metazoa; Nematoda; Chromadorea; Rhabditida; Rhabditidae
Gene: C54C6.4
Product: Serpentine receptor class gamma
Exons: 8
Coding region: 1-912 (303 amino acids)
Biological process (GO): sensory perception of chemical stimulus
Cellular component (GO): membrane
Source: RefSeq, marked reviewed